CUAUUCAGUAACUCCAGCUGCAGACAUAGAAAUGAUCUCCAUGUGACAUCAAGAGGUCUCCCUUCUCAUCACAUAAUGUUCCUUAAGACGCACAAAACUGGUUCGAGCACUUUCAUCAACAUCCUCUUUCGUUAUGGAGACAGGAGAAAUCUUACUUUUGUUCUUGGAGCCUAUCACCUAAAGUGGCCACAAAGAUUCCGCAUAUCUAGCGCCGUUCCUAUCCACAGGCAGCCUAACAUUUUGUGCAGCCAUACAAGAUUUAACAAGAAAUCUUUAAACUGGCUUUUUCCUCCCGAAACUAGCAAGUACGUCACAAUUCUUAGAAAUCCGGUGGAUAAUUUUGAGUCUACCUUCAACUAUUACCAUCUGGGAACACAAUUUGGCCUAGGAACAGAUCCCGUCGUUUCACUGGAAAAAUUUCUAGAAAGACCGUCUUCAUAUUAUUACACCUCCGGUAAAUUUGUAGUGAAAAGUUUCUCUUCAAGAAACCCGAUGAUGUUUGAUUUGGGCUUAAGCCUCAGAUGUUUCCAAAAUUAUACAGCUGUUACCGAUUACAUUAACUUUUUAAACAAAGAGUUUGAUUUGGUUAUGAUUAUGGAUUACUUUGACGAAUCAUUAGUAUUGUUGAAGCGACUGUUGGGUUGGGAAAUAGAAGAUAUUUUGUAUGUGAAGGUCAACGAAAGACUAGACAAAGAAAAGGCUUUUCACCUAAGUGACAGAGUUCAGGAAAACAUAAAACGGUGGAAUAAGGCAGACGUUUUGUUAUUUAAUUAUUUCAAUGCAACUUUUUGGGGAAAGGUAGAAAUGGAAGGUUCAGGGUUUUACGAGGACCUGUCUGCUUUCCGUAAAAGGAGAUUGAAGCUUGAACAACUGUGUUUUACCAGUUAUGGAACUGAAAUGCAGCGGAUUUGGCGUCGAAAAUUUACCAAAGGUUAUUCCAUUAGGAAUGAUUUGAAUUCAAGUUUUAAAUAUGUUUGCAAUCACUUGAUCAAAAGGGAAGACAGUUACCUAGAUGCCCUGCGUAAAAAGCGUUGGGACGAAUUGGCGUCAGAGGUUGAGGAACAGACCAAGAUUGAUGACUUAACUAGUUGGGACGAGGCAAAAGAUUUGCAAUACGUACCAGUGGAAACUAUACACGGCAAAACUCGAUAA
This is a messenger RNA of Porites evermanni, 1152 nucleotides long. Lineage: Eukaryota; Metazoa; Cnidaria; Anthozoa; Scleractinia; Poritidae. The record is from the annotation of a GenBank genome assembly.